GAUGGGUAACCCUAAGAAAGGCAAGAUCGAAGAAUUAGAAUUAAAAAAACCAUGGAUGACAGAUGAAAUUCGUAAUGAGAUUCAAAGAAAAAACAAACUGUAUGCUAAAGCAAAAAAGAACAAAGAUGCCGUAGAAUGGGAGGAAUUUAAGGAUCUUCGAAACAAAGUAACAAGGAUGAUAAGAGAUGCAAAAAAUGAAUAUCUUGCAAAGCAUCCCGAACAGGCUCAUCUGUAUCCAGAUAGUGAAGAUCUAUGCGAUAUGAGAGAUGAAAAUUAUGUCAGUUCUGACGACGACAACAAGACUUAUUAUUGCGAAGUCUGUGAUAGAGAUUUCCCAUCUGAGGAUGAUCUCUCUGAUCACAAACGCAUACACAUGGUUUGUGGGAUUGAUGGCUGCACAUUUUCGGCGCAUCCCUCACUCGUUGAAAAACAUAUUAGUAUGCAGCAUCGUUCUGGUUUGUACCAAAAAUUGAAGAACUUAUCGACACCAGAAGAUAUUGAAAAAUGGAUAACGGAACGGAAAAAGAGGUAUCCCACUGAAGACAACAUAAAAUUACGCAAGGCAGAAGAGCUAGAAAAAGUACAAAGGGGAGAAGUAAUCAAGCAGAAUUAUAAUAUACGAUCGAAAACAAAUAAGACGAAUGUUCGUGAGAAAAAACGCAGGUCUCGCAAACGGCACACACGCGAAACCAACAGCAAUUGUAUCCGUACAGAAGAAACAUAUAGAGGUUUACGCCCGUUUGGUGGAAUAACUGAUUUGCAAGAAAAAACUGGUGCGGUUUACUUAGAUGAACAGGUGGAACAAACAAAUUUCUGUGGAAAAGAUAUUGAUAAUAUUUCGGAUGAGGAUGAUAUACCGCAUGCAUCUACAGUACCAGAAUAUGUAUCGCAAACAGCAGCAGAGUCCACUAAUUUACCAACUGUAACCAGUUCGCUUAUAUUACCUAGUUUAGUAGCAGAUUAUGAAAGUGAAGACAGUGAUGAUGGUCCAGAAGAAGUAUCUAUAAAAAAAAGAAAAACGGAAGAGAAUCUGCAGGAUGAGAUUACAGAAAAUACAAUUCAUGAAGAAAAUUCUACGGAAGUUUGUGAAAAGGUUUCUAAUGCGCAGUCUUAUACCAACGCGGAUGAUGAAUCAAAUAAUAAAUUUCAAAGUACAGUCGUUACAGAUCAAAAUAAGCAAAGCCGCGAACCAAACAUAGUAGUUAGUAACAAAAAUGAGAAAUUUUUUCUACGUAGAUAUCAUAAUCAAUUGUUAGAAAAAUUGCUUUCGCGUUCUAUACAACACGAGAGAAAUUUAAUUUGUCAGUGUGUGAAAUAUAUUAUAGAAAAUAAUUUCUUUGAUAUAAAUUGAUCUA
Messenger RNA from Trachymyrmex cornetzi, 1355 nucleotides. RefSeq names its product nuclear FMR1 interacting protein 1. The transcript has 6 exons. The record is from RefSeq and is a predicted model, not a curated record. Bases 2 to 1351 code for a protein of 449 amino acids. NCBI's taxonomy places the organism in Eukaryota, Metazoa, Arthropoda, Insecta, Hymenoptera, Formicidae. Gene Ontology annotation, biological process: box C/D snoRNP assembly. Gene Ontology annotation, cellular component: nucleus. Gene Ontology annotation, molecular function: RNA binding.